CAUGUGGAGGGAGAGAAUUGAUGGAAAACUUAUCUCAUCAAAAUAUCUAAAGUAUUGGAGCCGCCGUGUAUACAAUUUACAAAUCAUACUAUAAGCAGCUUUGGUCCUUUUCUUUGAAAUUUUAACUUAAAUAGAUAUAUUUAAUAUUCUUCAUUUUCACACGCUGCCUUUGCUAUCAUGUUGUUGAGUUUGUUUUGGCAAACUCAGUGGGGAUUCGAAAAGAUGACGCAUAUGCUAACCCAAAUUUGGAGAUGGCUGGUGCAGCCAGAAGUGUGGAGAUUUGUAGGCUUUGCCUCAGCUGUUGUUGGACUCGUCAGUUAUGCUCUAAGCUCUUCCUUCAACUAUCUCUUUGGAAGUUGGAAUCUCUUGAAGGUUUUUCUUUACUGCAUUUUCAGUUUCUUCAUCAGCCUCAUGAUUUUCUUUGCAAAAUUAUUACAACACUCCACAAGUCUUCGGUUCAAAGCUCAUACAGCAUUUCUUGUACUGGCAAUCACAUCUGCCUAUUCCUUUUUCUUCGACAAAAAGGUGAAUGGGAAACCAGAUCUAUAUAGCCUCAUUUCAUAUGCUGCCUUUGCUAUCAUGUCACUCAGCCUGUCAAGGCAAACUCAUUUUGGAUUCGAAAUCGAUCUUCUCUACUUCUUUCUUGGAUGUCUAAUUGUGCUACUCAUGAAGAUUAAAUUACAGUUAUUUUUUGUUGGAGCAGGUUUCAGCUAUUCCCUUAUUAUUCUCCGUUCUUCCUUUUCUUCAAUAGAUGCUGGAGCAAAUAAUCCGCACUCUGAUCUCCAAAAUGGAAAUUCGGUGGUUCUUUCUAUAGCUUCUCUACAACUCACCAGUACUGAUACUGCUAGUGCUACUAGCAGUGCCAAUAACAGUAGCAUCGGUUCACCACAAUUGGUGAUCACCGCUGAUAUUAGUAAUAUGAUGGAACAACUUCAGACAUUUGUAACGGAGCUUCGGCGUGAAAAUUCAAAUUUCAUUCAAAUGGUGUUGGAGUAUGUAAAAAAAUAUGUUGAGGAAUACUCUGAAUUGGUGGUAACCGAUACUAACUUCAUGAUGGAUGCGCUGAAGCCAGAAACCAUCAAAGGCCUUGAGGAAACAGCAAAGGUUAUGAUGAGCUCUGGAUUUGAGAAAGAUUUUUCAGAUGUCUACAUCGAUUGCCGUAGGGAAUGCUUAAAUGAGUGCCUAAUGCAUAGAUUAUUCGGGUUACAGAAGCUCAGCAUCGAGGACAUUCACAAUAUGCCAUGGAACGUCCUCGAAGCCCAAAUUGAGAAAUGGAUUAAAACUUUCAAUAUCACUCUGAAGAUACUCUUUCCUGGCGAGCGACGAAUCUGUGACCGCAUUUUUUUUGGAUCCUCAUCGGCAGCUGAUUUUUCCUUCGUGGAAAUCUGCAGGGAAUCCACCAUUCAGUUGCUGAGUUUUGCUCAAUCUGUCGCCUCUGGAAGCCAUUCCCCAGACCGUUUGUUUAAAAUGCUGGAGGUGUUGGAAACACUGCGUGACUUAAUUCCAGAAAUUGAAUCGUUCUUUUGUGAUGAAUACAGUGUGUCUCUAAGGAAUGAAGCAAACACCACACGGAAGAAAUUGGAAGAAGCAAUCAGAGACAUUUUCAUUCAAUUGGAGGAAUUUUACAGGCAAGAGCAUAGGUAUCUGGAGUCAUUGGAGAGCAAUUUAAAUGCCAGAUCCAAAUUCUACGAUGGCUCUUUUUCAGGGGAUAUUUUCUUGAUGAACAAUGGCACAUACAUAAUCCCAAUUGCAGAAGAUAAUGAAUUAGGAUCCCUUUUGGAGAAUGAUUGGAUCCGACAAUAUGCUUGGAAAGUUUUGCACUACAAUGGACAACAGAACAUGAGCACUAUCUCACCCGAAUUAACCCAUGAGGUGAAUGUGAAAGAUUCCGAAGCAUUCCCCUGCCAACCGCGAGUAAGACGCAGGAAAACAACUCAGAAUAUGAGAACAUUAGUGAUAUCUCCUACACAACAGUUUGGAAGCACAUAUCAAAUACUGUAUAAAAUGCUUAUACAUCAAGACGGGUUUACAUGGAAAUUAUACGGAACAAAAUUGGACUCAAGACGUCAUGGGUCGACCCUGGAAGAGGAGAUUGGCUUCAAAUAUCCUAGGAGUAUGUACAGGUGUUACCACAUGAAGCAACGUGCGUGUCGAGCCAAAAAGAGUAUCCAACAACUUGGUGACAAUCCAAACGUGUUUGAAAUAAUAUACUAUCAUGGACAUUCCUGCAACACUCCCUUAAUAAGACCAGCAUCACAAUCAGGCACACCAGCCGAAUCCAUAAACACUAUACAUGGAAAAGCUAGCUGGUCCUGCCGACGGUGGGUAUCAUCCUAUGAUGGAAAGCGUCGUAUGCUAUCUUCUUUCUGUCAUUAAAUCACAGGAGAUGAACGUUGUUAAUGGAGACGGAGCAUUUUCACUUUCAGCACAAACGGAGGGGACGAUGGAGCUGCUAGAGAGCAUGUUUACAUUGAUAUCUCAAAAAUAUGUGGAUCCUUUCUUGUGUCAUUUUUUCAAGAGGAAUAGCCAGAGGUAUUUGGAAAUGGCAACCCUUUGCAAUGUUUGGUUCCAAGAAAAGCUCAUGGGAUAAGGUUUACUAGGCCGGAGAACAUGCAGAGUUCAGUGCACAUGGUCUGUUCAUGACGAGAAGCUAAGGGGAGCAAUUGUUGCAUCUUUCAAAAACAUCUUGCUACCAGCAUAUGGAAUCUUCAUCGGGAAGUUUCAGCAUAUUGUUACGAGUAUAUUGAGUAUGGAAUGUUUGAGAUCCAUGAUGUAGUUUAUAAUUUGUGUCUAUUUUGUUUUGUUUUGUUUUAGCUAUGUUGGUUUGAGUCAUGUUGUCAAUAAUGUUCUCAUGUUAUUGUCACAAUUAAUGAUAAUUUUUAUUUGUCGUGCCAAUUAUCAAAUGAUAAUUUAUGAUC
Messenger RNA from Vicia villosa (hairy vetch), 2918 nucleotides. RefSeq lists its product as uncharacterized. The transcript has 5 exons. Gene Ontology annotation, cellular component: exocyst. Gene Ontology annotation, biological process: regulation of DNA-templated transcription; exocytosis. The coding region runs from base 178 to 2376 and encodes 732 amino acids. Gene Ontology annotation, molecular function: DNA-binding transcription factor activity; phosphatidylinositol-4,5-bisphosphate binding; sequence-specific DNA binding. NCBI's taxonomy places the organism in Eukaryota, Viridiplantae, Streptophyta, Magnoliopsida, Fabales, Fabaceae. The record is from RefSeq and is a predicted model, not a curated record.